This is a messenger RNA of Anarrhichthys ocellatus (wolf-eel), 3123 nucleotides long. Its product is annotated as ETS-related transcription factor Elf-2-like. Gene Ontology annotation, molecular function: DNA-binding transcription factor activity, RNA polymerase II-specific; sequence-specific DNA binding. Gene Ontology annotation, cellular component: nucleus. Gene Ontology annotation, biological process: cell differentiation; regulation of transcription by RNA polymerase II. NCBI's taxonomy places the organism in Eukaryota, Metazoa, Chordata, Actinopteri, Perciformes, Anarhichadidae. The record is from RefSeq and is a predicted model, not a curated record.
UACCUCCAUCCAGACGCUUUUAUCCCGCCUUGUAUAGUGACACCAGACUUCCUUCAUGCCGCCAUGCGUCCCGACAUGAUUACAGAGACAGAGGUGGAGAUAUCGACAGAGGAGUGCUGCGAGGAGGAAGAUGAGGAGAUGGUCACCCUGCUUGAAGAACCAGAGCCAGGCCACGAGCCUGUCAGGAAGAGGAGAGCUGGACGGAAGCCAAAGACGCAUCAGUCAUCUAUUUCCAAUGGCUCACUGGACCUCGGCAUCAAGAAGAAACCAAGAGAAGGGAAAGCAGGGAGCACCACCUACCUUUGGGAGUUCCUAUUGGAUCUCCUCCAGGACAAAAACACUUGUCCCAGGUACAUCAAGUGGACUCAGAGGGAGAAGGGCAUCUUCAAACUGGUCGACUCGAAGGCCGUGUCAAAGCUGUGGGGGAAACACAAGAACAAACCUGACAUGAACUAUGAGACCAUGGGACGGGCACUCAGAUAUUACUACCAGCGCGGCAUCCUCGCCAAGGUAGAGGGCCAGCGGCUGGUCUACCAGUUCAAAGACAUGCCCAAAAACAUAGUCAUCAUCGACGACGACAAGGCAGACAUGCCCUCCCCCAACGAUCUGAUCGGCUCAGAGGCCGUAUCCUACCAGCGCGUGCCACCUCCGUCAGACAUGCUGCUGCAGGCCACCGAGCUGUCGUCGUCCAAGAAGCCCAACAUCUUGCGGGGCGGGAACAGGGCUAACGUGGUCCAUGCUACCGUCGCCACAGGCAGCAAAGUGGUGGCAGGAGGUGGUGUGGCGAUGGUCACCGGGAUGCCAAGGAUAAUGUCUGUUUCAGGAGCAUUGGAUGGGAGUCAGCAGUCUCAUACGGCUAUCAUCCCAACUGCCACUGGGCCCAGGACGGUGCGUUUGGCAAUGCAGGUGCCUGUGGUGAUGACGACAACAUCACUGGGUCAGAAGAUCUCCACAGGGGCAGCCGGCCACACCACUCUCCUCACCAACACUUCUGCCAUUGGUGCUGCUGGUAACAACAACUCUCAACAGAAGGUUGUGAUCCAGACCAUCCCCACCAUGGUCCCAGCCACAGCAGAGAACGGAGACAAGAUCACUGUCCAACUGGCAAAGAUCAUCACAAUCCCAGCCCACCAGUUAGCUCAGUGUCACCUCCAAACGUCCACAGGCUCAAAUAAGCCCAGCAUCGGGGGCUCCGCGGCAGGUAUCAGCCUCCUCAGGAGCCCCCUGACGGUCCGGGCUCUGGCCCCUGUCAGCGUCGCCCCCGGAACGCAAGUGAUGAGACUCACUGUGCCGACGCAGACGCAACCACAGACUCUGGUGGUUUCACAGCCGGGUAGCGGGGCGGGGGUAGUAACCGUAUCAACAGCCAAUCGGACGGUGACGGCACACCCUCGGAUCAUAAGCGGCAUCAUUAAUGGUUCAGAGCUGAUGAUAGGAGCACCGGUAACCGGAGGAGUCACAAUGGAAAAGUUGAAGGCAACAGGAGUCCAGGUCCAAACUGUGCAGGUGGCAGUCCAGCAGAACCCCAAAACGGUCCAGAACGUCCAAUCAGAGGCCGUGGAUGCUGAGGUGGUUAUCAAACUGGAAACACCUGACGUGACGAUAAAGACUGAAGAGCCGGAGUGUUGAAAUGUACACAUUUUAGAGUGGUAGUUUGUAUAUGUCUGACGCCAUUUUACUCUUGUAAUAACCAGCAGCAGUCUGUGAGACUUUAAAAGACUCCUGAAGGCCUGUUUUUAGUCCUGAACUUGUUUUCACAUCUUCUUUGUUGCUACUUAGAACUUAACUGAUCCAAGCCGGUCCUCAGAACCACACUGAAACCUCAGUGUCGUGUAUGGAGUUCACAGGAAUACACACAGACUUUAAAGGGACUGUGAAAGGUAAAGGGACCAACCUCGAUCACUACAAUUUAUGAUUUCUAAAUGGAUCGCCAUCACAGACUCAAAUUCGGGGGGAAAGGAAAAAACCUUAAAUACAAAAAGAAGCUGAAACACUACAAAAUGAGGCAAAUAAUGACAACCAACCAAAAUAAAAAAGGAAAUACACAAUGGGGGUGUAAUUAAACCAUUCGUUUAUAAGUUUGCCUCUUCAGAUGUUUAAACCAGCAACUUAUCCUUUUUUUUUUUUUUUUUUAAUAUAUAUAUUUUAUACUUGUAUCACUGUGCAGAUCAAGUGUGGGUGGUGCUAUGAGAGUGCUUAGAGUAAGAGAGAGACAGAGAAAGUGGAGCUGCGAGAAGCUCAAAGAAGGAACGACAUCAGAAAGAAAAUGGUUAUGUAUGUGUGUGUGUGUGUGUGUGUGUGUAUUUUUUUACAGUUUACGGAGCUAAAGUUAACAGCCUUAGAUUUCAAUUUUGACUUUCUUUUUCAUGUAUUGUCUGAACAGAAUACUGAAAUUUUUUUUUGUGUUUUGAUACCUUGUACCAAGCACAGUAUUAUUGAAACUAGUUGAACUAAUGUUUGUAUUAUUAAUUUCACUGUCACUAUCAGGCUGUUAAACUCUCAUAUAGAUUGAAACAGCAAAAUGUUAUAGAUCAGUGGCCAGAUUGUUUUGCAGUGUCUCUUCCAGUGUCUGGAAAAAUCUCACGGCAUGGAUUUCAGACUUAUUUGACUAAAGGAUUUUGGCUAUUUCUCCAUUCUUUUUAAUUUUUUAUGUUUGCUCUUUUCACAAUUUUACACAUACUGGCUGCACAGAAAUGCAAAGUAAUGCGACUCAGAGCAGGUGCUUGCUGCCAUGUCUUCAAAAACUAAUACAAAUGGGAAUGUAUGUAAACUUAUCAAUACUUAAUUGAAUCAAUUAUUUUAAUUAUUAAGAGAAGCAAGUUUAUGCAAAAAUGCUGCAAAAAAUAUAAAUCCACUGUGGAUCCCAGGUCACUUUACUAAAAACAGAGGGCCAAUUAGCCAGCAUACAUUUUUUUUUAUUUAUUUUUUUUACUGCCUUUUUGGCCCUGACAUGACAUUUCAUUAUUUUUUUUAUCGAAAGAGGGAAGAGAGGAAGAUGUUUUGUGUUCAGACCGGACUGUUUCUAUAUUCAACAUUUGAAGUAUAUUCUAUUUUGUUGUACUCUUGUUUCAAAGUGUAUUAAAGUAGAUUUUACUGAAAUAUAAAAAGACAUUUCAAUCCUGA